GCAACCGCAGCCAACAGUAUAAAAGCCCCUCGGCGGCCCUCAUCUGCGGGAGCUGACUUUGUCUGUUUGCUACAAAGAACCAGAAUGCUCCAAUAUGUGGUAUCCCUGUGUUUCCUGGCCCUGGCCUGGGCGCAGGAUUGCCAAGUGGCCAACAUUCAGGUCAUGCAGAACUUUGACAGGACCAGGUACGCGGGGAAUUGGUACGCAGUUGCAAAAAAGGACCCUGAAGGUUUGUUCCUCAUCGACAACAUCGUGGCCCAGUUUACCGUCGCCGAAGACGGCACAAUGACCGCCACCGCUAAAGGCAGAGUCAUCAUUCUCAACAACUGGGAGAUGUGCGCUGACAUGCUCGCCACCUUUGAGGAGACCCCCGAACCCGCCAAGUUCAGGAUGAAGUAUCGGGGAGUCGCGGCCUACCUGCAGAGUGGAAAUGACGACCACUGGGUCAUCGACACCGACUACGACAACUACGCCAUCCAUUACUCCUGCCGACUGCUGGAUGCGGACGGCACCUGUCUGGACAGCUACUCUUUCGUCUUCUCCAGACACGUGACGGGUCUGAGAAUAGAGGACCAGCACGUCGUCACCCAGAAGAAGACCGAACUGUGCCUACUGGGCAAAUACAGACGCGUCGCACACAACGGCUUCUGCGAGAGCAGCAGUUGAUCUCAGGGACUUUCUUAUUGCAGCCCCCAUUAGAGGGACUGUGCACCCCGCACCAGAGCGCCCUCGACUUCUUGUGUUUAAAUGGAAGACAGCCUAUUCCUUUACAGAAACAAAAAAGAAAAUGUCAAAAAGUGUUACAUUUAUGAAAUCACAUGUUCCCAAAUGUCUUUAAACACUCUCAUCCUCUGUCGCCAAAACUAUUGCAUCAGUCAGGAAACGUCUACUUAUGAGAAAGCCAUCAUGACAAAAAUAUGUUCAUAUGGAUGGAUAAUAUGCCGUAUGUUUUUCAAGUGAGGCUGAGCUCUCAUCAACAGGAGCAUACCUCUGGAGGAGUCUACCUGCCAUGUUUAUAAGUGGUGGGGGGAGGGGGGGACAGGAUUCCCAAAUCACUGGUAUUGCUUUUACACUUUUGUCUCAGAGUACAAAAGUAGACUUGUUAAGUCAUAGGCUUGGUAUUAAAAAAAGAUUUGUAUUCCGCAUACUUGAUAUAGUUUUGUGAAA
Molecule: messenger RNA, 1167 nt
Organism: Phycodurus eques (leafy seadragon)
Lineage: Eukaryota; Metazoa; Chordata; Actinopteri; Syngnathiformes; Syngnathidae
Gene: rbp4
Product: retinol binding protein 4, plasma
Exons: 6
Coding region: 85-666 (193 amino acids)
Biological process (GO): retinol transport
Molecular function (GO): retinol binding; retinol transmembrane transporter activity
Source: RefSeq, a predicted model, not a curated record